Messenger RNA from Physella acuta, 6190 nucleotides. RefSeq lists its product as uncharacterized. Gene Ontology annotation, biological process: protein polyubiquitination; protein monoubiquitination. Gene Ontology annotation, molecular function: metal ion binding; ubiquitin protein ligase activity. NCBI's taxonomy places the organism in Eukaryota, Metazoa, Mollusca, Gastropoda, Physidae. The record is from RefSeq and is a predicted model, not a curated record.
GUGGAUGCUACCACAUUUGGUAAUAAAGAAAAUCCAGGCAUUAAAAGCACAGUGGCGUUACGUAAUGUCAAACGUAAUUUACUAUGUGAAUAUAAAUGUGUGCUUUAUAAACGCAAGGCUUUUGAUUAACAAAUGAAAUUGCCAUGUCAUUUUUCAAAACAAUCUUACGCCACAGGGAAUGAUGUUGCAUUUUGAUGUAUUGCGUUUUUAACAAGCCCCCACAAACUGCGUUAUAUAAUUUAAAAGAAAACUGCAGCAUAGUUACGUAGUAAUUUAAAUAAAAUUAAUAUUCGAUGCUUAACGAUUUUGCUAAAGUAUUUUUUUUUUAGAAAAAGUAACAACUGAACACACAUUUUUAAAUUAAAAAAUAAUCUUCUGUUCGUACUCGAGUACAAUACUCGAAUAUGUCUCAAUCCCUAUUGGACGUCCCUGUUUUGAGUGCAUCCCGAGCCUCUGUCAGCCAUUACCCGUAGAUGGUCGGCAAGAAAACAAUAUUAUGGAUGUUGUAAUUAACUUUUACACCCUUACAGUGGAUUAACCCAGGAACCAUGCCUGUAACACGGAAUCAGGCCAACACUGCUAAUGCUGCAAAAGCAAGCAGUGAAAAUCCUGACACCAGUGCCAGCAAAGAGGUCCCUGACAAGGAUGAAACUACAACAGAAGCUGAGGAGCAUCGAAGGGAAUCACCAGACAAUUGCUCAAUUUGCUUGGGACCAUUUAAUAAUAAAUCUUUUACUAGUAGCUGUGCACAUUCAUUUUGUUUUGUGUGCUUGAAGCAGUGGUCUAAAGUGAAAGCAGAGUGCCCUUUAUGCAAGCAACCGUUUACCAGCAUAUUUCAUAACAUCCGAUCCGAUCAGAGUUAUGAUAUUUAUGAGCUUCCUCCUCUUAACCCACCUCGUCAAAAUGACUACAACUUCCUCAGCUAUCUCCCAAGAAGCAUAACUGCAUAUGCUGCACCUACUCACUACUUCAGCUUAACGCAACCCGGCCUGGAUGCUGACCUUACCCUCAGCAAUUUCAGCAGGUUCCAGUUUCGUCGUCGAUACGACCGUUACCUUCAGCCUCACCACCCAGUUCACGGUGAGCAUCAAUAUUCAUACACGGGCACAUCAUUUACUCAUCUUCAUCAUGUGUGUGCAUCAUCAUGGCCCAGGGGUGCAGAAGAUUUUAGACGUGAAGUAUACAGACGUUCACUUGGGCCACCUCUUAUUAUUCUUGGAACAGAAAACAGUACUUACCGCCUGACUCCUGCAAUGGUUGCCGCCAGCCCACAUAGAAUGCAACGUAUCAUGCCCUGGCUAACGAGAGAGCUGAAAGUUCUUGUUAAAAGUCACCACAAUGUCAGGCUAGCUAUUAGUGUGAUCCAGCCCCUGUUAACUCAAGUUACUAUUGACAGUACAACUUUUAGUGAUAAAGUUUCACCGCUCAUCGGUCGCAGGUCACGACAAUUUAUUCAGGAAUUUGUUGCUUUUACCAACAGUGCUCUGUUAAUGCAAGCCUAUGAUAGGAAGGCGAUGUAUCAGCGCCAUGAUGCUACUAUCUCAUUUGAUGAAAACACGUCUAGCAGUAGCAGCGAUGAUGAUGAUGACGUGGUUGAAAUUACAGACGUGAGCUCUGACACUGAGAUAACUGGUAGAACAUCCCCUGUGGCUGGGAGCUCACGCCUCCUCAGGACAGGGUGGGACUCCCCUACCCCCGGACCAUCCUGGGAAAGUAUUGACUUGAGCAGCGUGCGACAGCCUAUAGAGACUGAUACUGUGUCUGUCAGCUCAGAAAGUGACGAUCCAGUCUUUAGGCCAGACCAGAACGAUUCAGACUCCAGCUCCAAAGCUGGGAGUGAUAUUGUGUUUUUGAAGUAUGACAAACCAUGGACCGAGAGAUCACCUAUACAGCUGUCUUCAGAUUCUGAAGGUGAAAGUCGAAAGAAGAGAAAAUCUAAGUCGAAGCAUAAAAAGAAAAAGAAGGAGCAGUUAGAGAGUUUAGCAAGGGCUGGGGAGAAUAAUAAAUCACCCGGUCGGUCAAGAUCUGCUGACAAAUCCAGGUCCAAAACAGCCACUGUUGUUUGUGAUGAUAUUCAAGCUCCUGUAACAGCAGAUCCAGCAAGGAAAAAGAGAAUGCUUUCCACAUCAUCCGAGAAGCAAAAGAAGAAGAAGAAAAAGAAGUCUAAGGAUAGGGAUAGGGAAUUAGUUGAUCGCUAUUUUGCGGAGUCCAUCGGCCAACAACUGGGUGCAGCUGCAAUCCCUGCUACUAUAGCUGAAGUAAUUGAAGGACCAAGCUCAAGUAAAGCCACUGAUCCUCAAAGUAAGCCAAGUAGAUCUGAAAGAGGGAAACACAAGCAUAAAAAGAAAGAUAAAAACCGUAGCUCACAAAGCCCUUCUCUUUUACAGUCUUAUAAAAAACACCAUUCGGGUCAUAAAAAAACCUCUGAGAGUUUCGGCAGGUCGCAGCUACCCGAUGCUGAGAGAAGGAAACAUAAAAGCAAGUACAGUUCAAGAGCAGAGCCUGUCUCUGACCAAUCUGUGGAAGGGGAGUCAUCUGUAUGGGAGACCCACCGGGCCCAACCCAUCCCUGCACAGAACAUCGGGCACUCUCUGAGCAGCUCAUUUCCAUCAAACUACAUAGCAAUGCCGGACAAUCUCCAGCCCAUCCCGCUGAAUUUGUGGGUGAGCCCCUGGCCAGCUUUGCCAAGCACUCACACAUUCCCUGCGCCUCCACCACCACCGCCUCCCUCUUUCUUACCCUCCCUCCCUCACUCAAGCUCCAUGUCCAACUCUGCCCUGGACUCCCACACUGUCAUCAGUGAAUCUUCAAGUGAGACAGACUCUGAUGACACAGAGGACUAUGAACUGAGUUCAGCUCCCAGCACCACAGCCUCACGGACCAAACAGUGGUUGGAAGCCAAUUUCCCAGAUCAGGGAAAGCUGCCUUCCACCAGCACAGGUAAUCCACAGCCUCGCACAGGUAGCUCGUUAAGAAGCUGGAAUGAUGAGCCACGACAGUCUACUGCUGGCAACUUUAAUGAUAAUGUUGUUUCCAUACUGAGUGAUGAUGAAGAUGUAGUUGUGUGCAGCAGCGUUAGUACAAAAUCAGACCCGGAUGAAAUAAAAUUUAUUGAACCUGCAGAUUUCAAUAUACGCAACAGAAGUUCAGGGGGCGCCAAAGCUCCUGAAGGCAGUGAGACAUUUUACUUGCCACCCAGAACUGAAACUGUAGUAUCAACCUGUCAGUCUAUAUUUCCUGUCACAAAAAGUUAUGAUCCUGUACUGUCGUUUUCUAGCUCAUUACUCGCCCUGCCAUCCUCCUCACAGUUUACAAAUGAAGACAGAAACAAACCUUACUCAGCAGAGUCAUUAUUUACCUGUAGAACAGAUACUCAGAACAUGUCUGUAAAUGGUGCUACGAGUGAGAAAGUACCAACCACUGAAAGUGGCAGCCCAGGUACUAUUUCUCCAAACAAGGAUGCUGCUCAUGUAACUUCAUCCUCAGGCAUUCUGUCAGACUUGUCUAAUGGAUUUAUGAAUGGUUCCAGUGUCAUGUCCAAAGACAGUAUGGGCAGCUCUCCCAGCACCUCUGACUCAAUAUUUGGGAUCAAAUCUUCCCUGAAUGUUCCAGUCCCACCUAUAGCACCGUUACUCUCAUCUAGUGUAACUUAUCUCCCUUGCCCAUCUACAUCCCUGUCUUCCAUUCUCACCCAUCCAUUACCAUUUGGUGUGUCUCAGCCUCCCCCACCAGAUGUGUUGCCCAUGCACCUGAUGCUGCAUACUGUGCCAUCGUUACUACCAUCGCCCUUGCUUUACUCGCACAUAUUUCACCCAGACGUUACAGCUCCCAGCACUACGGCUGCGUCGAGAAACUGUCGGAGCUCAGAAUUCUCUUGCGCUUCAAUUUUAGACGAGGGCAAGAAAAAAGAUAAAAAUGUCACUUUUGGUGUGGAAGAUUUGCUUGGCAAAGAACAGGGGUCGGAAUCCAAUGAAAACAAAGUUCCAUCAGAUCAUUCACAAACUGCUCUAGGUGUGUUAGAUAAUUCACAAAACGCUUUGAGUGCCUGGGACCAUUCCCAAACUGAUUUGGGUUCAUUGGAUAAUGUUGCAGAAUGCAGAUUUUUAGAUAUGUUGAACGAUUCACCAUCCGCAAUGGACACCCUGGAUGACUCGCAAACAGCUUUCGAUAAGUCGAAUGAUUCACCUUCUGCAAUGGAUACUUUGGAAGAUUCCCAGACAGCAAUGGACAAGUUAAACGAUUCACCUGUUCCGUUCAGUACAUCGCCUGAUUCACAGGCUGCUCCAGUUAGCUCAGCUGUCUCAGAAAGCAGUGCCCUGACAGAAGACAAACAAACAGUGGAGGAUGGACCAAGUUCGGGGACACACAGUGUUUCAGACCUGAAAGAGGACUUGAGCUCUAGUGCAUCUGGAGAAGGUGAUUCGCCAUCUGGGUCUAUAGAGCCAGGCUCUAGCACUGAAGACCCAACUACAGUAAAGGAUACUUGUACACAAAGUGGUGGUUGUUUAGAUGUAACUGGUUGUAGUGUGUAUAAAUAGUUCUUUCAGUUGUAAUUCUAUUUGUGUUAAUUUUAGCAAGCCUUAACACAAUUUACUCUACAGCAGAACACAUUAUUUGUUAAAUCUUUUAAUGACAUUAGAAUUUAUCUGGACUUUUGUUUAAGACUUGUUUUUAAAAUUAUAGCUUUGAUAUUAUGAUAGUUUUAAACCUGUUUUUACAUAAAAUAGAUAAUUUAUUUUUUAUUUUUAAGCCUUUAUGAAAAUUUAACAAAUGUAAAUGAAAUAAAAUAUUUAGAUAAAAGUUAAUGUACUUGAGAAUUAUUACAGAAUUUUAAAUACUGUCAUCACCAGUCUGUCUGUUUUUUUUUCAUUAUCAAUACCAAGCAUUUUUCAAAACAGAGCAAAAUUUAGUAGCAACUUUUUUUGUUACUACUAAAUUUUUAUCAUAUUACAUACAAAUCAUUUUUCAAAACAGAGCAAAAUUUAGUAGUAACUUUUUUUGUUACUACUAAAUUUUUAUCAUAUUACAUACAAAUCAUUUUUCAAAACAGAGCAAAAUUUAGUUGUAACUUUUUUUGUUACUAUUUAAAUUUUUAUCAUAUUACAUACAUGCACAUUUUUCUGAUUCUGUGUUAUUCAUAAACAUUCUUCACUCAAAAGUAAUAAAUAAAGAAAUAGUGCUUCUAAUUAGCUUAACACAGUAGGAAGUUUAAUGGGGCUAUUGAAGUAUUUUAUUAUAAAACAAAUAUGUGGAUACUGGUUGAUUUGUUCAAUUUUUCAUAUUAUUUCUCAGGAAGUAAUGUAAGGCCCUAUUUGUCUAACAGUGUAAUGAAUUGUGUCAUGAAACUUGUAGAAUGGGAUUGAGAGUCUGACCAAUGCACUAAACUAAUACAUUGCACCAGCUGAUUUUUUUUUGAAAGGUUACAAGAUUAUACUCUUGGAUAAAGUAAAAGCUCUUCACCAGAUAGUAAUACUUGAAGUUAUUCAAACAUUCUUGUUCCUAUUUUUAUUUCAAAACAAGGUGCAACAAUGUAUUUUUUUUACUUGGAUUUUUUCUAUGUUUUUAUCCUCUUAUAUUUUGGUUUUGUAAAUGUGAACACUUUCUUUUUAACAAAAUAAGGACUAUAUUUUUCAUAUUUAUAUUAGCCACUGCAUACACAUAUAAAAUGUGGGGGAGAUAUAAAAUAAUAAAUAAUAAUUGUUAAAAUUCAGUGUUAUUUGAUUUAUUGGGUUAGCAUUUAAUUUGUUUUGAUUCUGUUUAAAGGAAUAACUUUUUAAUUAGUUUAGUUUACUGUUAAGACAAUUAUUCUAGAUAUUACUUAGGCUGAGUUUAAUGAAUAUAUUAAUAAACAUUUAAUAGUCUAGUACAGGGGUCUCCAAACUUUUCAGCCCGAGGGCAGCAUUAACUAUCAAAUAUCAGUUCGGGGGCCAGUUUCUUCCAGGUAUCUCAAAAGAACAUAACUCCCCCCCCCAACGAAAUAUAAAUUAUAUAUAAAUAUAUAUAAAUCUCAGCGACUCAUCCAUUUCAAUUGAAAAAUGGCGAAACUUGCUUGCAUUUUUCGCUAUUUGAGUCACGAUGUUUUCACCAAUGUCUGCAACACGGCGGGGUAUGGUAUUUACACACAAAGCUACAUUUUCAAAUUGUUUUGAAUUUUCUGGGCAAAGUUCCUCAGCCACCUCUGACAAACAUU